ACUUAUUCCGAUAUAAUCGAUACCACGCGAAUUUCGUGAAAUAAUUUUAUUGAUUCUAUUUUGGCUAAUUUUUUGGCUAAACAGCAGGAGCACAGCGUUGCACGUGUGUUCACCUGUCCGCCGGCACCGUCCUGGCCAUAGAAGUCGGUGCGGUACCACUGGAUUCAUUGGAUACACUGGCACCACUGUGGACCACUUUGGACCACCACCGCCAGCUUCGGAGUUUUGCCCCCUCCAUUUGCGAAGGAGCCCCGGAAAAUGGUGGACGCCGCCCGGCAGAUGCUCGACGAGCUGAUGGGCAGGAAUCGCAACCUGCAUCCCUCGGAGGCUGGCGCCAAGGUCAAUUGGGAGGACCCGGAGUUCUGCCAGUUCUACAACGUUAAGUUCUGUCCGCACGAUCUAUUCAUAAAUACACGCGCAGAUCUGGGUCCCUGUGCCCGCAUCCACGACGAGGAAGCCCGACAUCUCUACGAGGAUGCUCGACCCUCGCAGCGGAAGCGCCAGUACGAGGAUGAGUUCCUGCGCUUUUGCAAUGUUAUGCUGCACGAUGUGGAUCGAAAGAUCCAGAAGGGUAAACAGCGUUUGCUGCUAAUGCAAAGAGAUCAGCCCAAUGUACCGGCACCACUGAGCAGACACCAGGAGCAGCUGGCGAAUCUGACGGCCAGGAUCAAUAAGCUGCUCUCGGAGGCAGAGGAAGCCGGCAUUCGGGGCGACGUGGACCAGGCCCAGGAUCUGAUGACCCUGUGCGAGGAGCUCAAGGAGGAGAAGGAGCAGUUGGUACAGCAAUACGAGGCCAAUCACAAGGCCAUCAACAGCAUCAGCCUGACCAAGUCAGCGGAGGACGAGCUGCAUCAGCAGCCGCGCAGCAGUCCGGUCACAAAUCCCAGCGAAGAAGCUGCAACCACUCCUCUUCCAGCCGCCACCACGCCAGAUGAAGCGCCGGAUGCAGCUCCAAGUUCCGCAACAGCAGCUGUUACACCAACUGACGAUGCCGGCGAAGCAACUGGUGCAGCCAGCGAGGACAAAACGUCGGAAAGAACCGAUAGCAAGGCGGCUGGCUGGUCGCAUGACGCCAUGCCCGAGAAACAGAUGAAGGUGUGCGAGAUCUGUGGCGCGUUCCUGAUUGUCGGCGAUGCACAGCAGCGGAUCGAGGACCAUUUGAUGGGCAAACAGCAUCUGGGCUACUCCAAACUGCGCAACGCAGUCGCCGAGAUCAACGAGGCGCGACAAAAGGAGCGCGAGCAGGAGGAACGACGUCGGCGGGAGGGCCGAGUGCAGCGCUUCCACUCCUACGACAGCAGGCGAGAGCCACGCAAUGAGUACCGCGAGCGAAGUCGCGACUAUGUUCAGAAUCGCCAGCCCUCGGAUCGACGUCACCAUCACCAUAAGUCGCACCACAACUCCCAUCACUCGUACUCGCGCAGUGGAGGAGGUGGCGGUGGUUUAGGAGUUGGUGGCGGAGGAGGAGGUGGUGGCAGCAGUCGGAGCAACAGGAGCCACCAUAAUCACUACCGCCAUGACAGCCGCGAGCGACAUUGCCGCAGUCGGAGUCGCAGUCGCUACUAGAGACCAAAAAAAAAAAAAAAAAGCGGAAAACAAUAGAAACCAAGUGAAUAGCAAACCAAGAACACAAGUAAAUAAUCCGAAAGUCAGGAGCAGUUCCAGUUCCCAAAGCCCCAUACCGCAAGUGUACAACUAAAUAUGAUCAAGUUCAACACGAACACAAUCUCUCGCCCAUCUGCGAUCUUCAGUCUUCGUCUUAUGUGUUCGCAAAUCCGCAAUUCGCAAUCCGUAAGCACCAGCUGCCGUGGCCACGGGCGGCAGCAUCGAGGUAUCCCAAUAAAAAAAAAAAUCAUUAACACAAUUUCAAAAAAAAAAAAAAUAAUAAUAUGUAUCAGAAAACAGUUAGAUAAAACAGUAUCUGAGCUGGCAGUAACAAUUGAGCUGAGAAGCCGCCAACCGAGGAAUGGAGCCCGAAAGUGUUGAAAACAAUGCGAGGGAUAUAUAUAUAUAUAUAUAGAGAGAGAGAGGAAGAUAUAUAUGGAAGAUAUACAUAAGUCUAUAGAUAAAGAAGAAGAACCAACCAGGUAACUUCUAUGCCACACCUCCCCACAUAAAUGUUUCUUCACGACAGACAUGGCGAAAUCCGAGAUCCGAGAUCCGUGAACCGCACUCCUCGAUCCAUAAUACGCAAUCCGGAAAUCAACGAAGGAUCACUUUUCAGUGAUCACAGAAUGAGAGAGAGACAGAGUGCUAGAGAACGCUGAGAGAGAGAGAGAGAGAGAGAGACACUCGUGUAGAACUGUAUUAGGCAUAAUACAAAACGAGGUGAAUUUCCAUUUCUCUCAACUACUUAUAACUAUAUUAUAUACAUAUAUCUAUAACUAUACCCAUUACUUCCACCCAUCCUUGGAUCAAAAUUAAUAUUGCAUUGAAAUCGCCGGGUUGUCAGUUAACGAAAAAUACUAUGGAGCAAUUUGAACCGUACAUAUAUAUAUAUAUAUAUAUAUGGUCGCUUUAGUUUUGUGUCCGCGUAGGAUAAGCUCCUUCUUUCUUCCCCUUCCCUGCAAGGGACACACCUCUUCCUUGCCAGCAUCCCAGAUCCCACCCACUAACCCAACACUCCACAUUCUUAUUGUUUACCCACAAUCACGUAGCAAAUUAAUCAAUUGAAUUGAGUUAGCAUCGGGCAAACAGAGUUAAGGAACAUUUACGAAGGCAGAUUUAAGUAUAUAGUGUAACCAAUCAAUAAAACUUGAUCGAUCGUCUUUAGUCAUGUAAAGAUGUUUUUAAUUACGAAUUACGAUAUGAGUAAGGAUAAACACAUUCUAUUGAGAGACUCGCAAUAAUUUUCUAAUAAAGAUCAAACUAAAUCCCGAAUAAAACCUCCAA
Messenger RNA from Drosophila sechellia, 2892 nucleotides. RefSeq names its product luc7-like protein 3. The transcript has 5 exons. Gene Ontology annotation, molecular function: mRNA binding. Bases 259 to 1566 code for a protein of 435 amino acids. Gene Ontology annotation, cellular component: U1 snRNP. Gene Ontology annotation, biological process: mRNA splice site recognition. The record is from RefSeq and is a predicted model, not a curated record. NCBI's taxonomy places the organism in Eukaryota, Metazoa, Arthropoda, Insecta, Diptera, Drosophilidae.